This is a messenger RNA of Trifolium pratense (red clover), 2049 nucleotides long. Its product is annotated as protein DETOXIFICATION 49. Gene Ontology annotation, cellular component: membrane. Bases 168 to 1778 code for a protein of 536 amino acids. Gene Ontology annotation, biological process: xenobiotic detoxification by transmembrane export across the plasma membrane. NCBI's taxonomy places the organism in Eukaryota, Viridiplantae, Streptophyta, Magnoliopsida, Fabales, Fabaceae. Gene Ontology annotation, molecular function: xenobiotic transmembrane transporter activity; antiporter activity. The record is from RefSeq and is a predicted model, not a curated record. The transcript has a single exon.
GCCUAAGGGCAAUAGUGCUCAUUCAAAUGCUAUAAAAAGCAACACACAACCAUUUGUACAACCCUCCCUCUCUACUAUAUUCUCCUUGACUCUUUCUCUAUUUCAACUUUCAAAUCUUUCUCUUAAACCAUUCUAUUUUCUUAAUACAUACACAAAUUAGAGAAACUAUGUGUCAUCUAAAUUCUCAACCUCCUUGCAAAUGCAAUAAUUCAAAUUCUGAAUAUUUAGUUGUUUCAAUCAAAGACACAAAAAUUCCCAACAACAACAACAUGAUGACCAAUCCACUUAUCCAAAAAGAUACAAACAUAGAGAAUCCAUUUCCAACAAUACAAAUCCAAAAAACCCAUCUUAGAGCUACCUUCAAAGAAGUAAUUUCUAUAUCCAAAAUUGCUUUUCCUAUGAUCCUAACCGGUCUCUUACUUUAUUGUCGUUCGAUGAUCUCCAUGCUCUUUCUUGGUCACCUCGGCGAACUUGCUUUAGCCGGUGGUUCACUCGCGGUCGGUUUUGCUAACAUUACCGGUUACUCAAUCCUCUCCGGUCUAGCCGUAGGGAUGGAACCUAUUUGUGGACAAGCCUUUGGUGCCAAAAGAUUCACUCUCCUUGGUCUAUGCUUACAAAGAACCAUUCUCUUACUACUCUUAACUUCUAUCCCUAUUUCAAUACUUUGGCUUUACACAAAACAUAUCCUUCUUUUAUGUGGCCAAGAAGAAUCUAUAGCUACACAAGCUCAAAUCUAUCUUCUCUAUUCCAUUCCUGAUCUCUUAGCACAAUCUUUUUUACACCCUUUAAGAAUUUACCUUAGAAGCCAAUCCAUUACUCUGCCUCUAACUCUUUGUGCUACUUUAGCAAUUUUUCUUCACAUUCCCAUAAACUAUUUUCUUGUUUCUCACCUCAACAUGGGAAUCAAAGGUGUUGCUUUAAGUGGGGUGUGGACAAAUUUCAACCUUGUUGCUUCUUUGAUUCUUUACAUAGUUUUCUCUGGCACACACAAGAAAACAUGGGGUGGUUUUUCAUCACAAUGUUUCAAACAAUGGAAAUCACUUCUCAAUUUAGCUAUCCCGAGUUGUCUUUCUGUUUGUCUCGAAUGGUGGUGGUAUGAAAUCAUGAUUUUGUUAUGUGGUUUGUUGAUAAAUCCAAGAGCAACCGUUGCUUCUAUGGGAAUUUUGAUUCAAACUACUUCUUUACUCUAUAUUUUUCCAUCAUCAAUAAGUUUUAGUGUUUCAACUAGAGUUGGUAACAAAUUAGGAGCUCAAAAGCCAUCAAAAGCAAAACUUUCUGCCAUUGUAGGACUCUCUUGUAGCUUCAUUUUGGGUUUGUUUGCUUUGGUUUUUGCCAUAAUGGUUAGGAACAUUUGGGCUAGCAUGUUCACUGAAGACAAAGAGAUAAUAAAAAUUACAUCUUUGGUGUUACCUUUAAUAGGGCUAUGUGAACUUGGUAAUUGUCCUCAAACAACAGGGUGUGGGGUGCUAAGAGGAACAGCAAGGCCUAAAGUGGGUGCAAAUAUCAAUUUUGGUAGUUUUUAUAUUGUUGGAAUGCCAGUGGCAAUUUGGUUAGCAUUUUUUGUUGGGUUUGAUUUUCAAGGAUUGUGGCUUGGAUUGCUUGUGGCACAAGGUACUUGUGCUGUGACUAUGUUGGUGAUUUUGAGUCAAACGGAUUGGGAUGGUGAAGCAUUAAGAGCUAAGAAUUUAACAAGAAGUGAUGUUGUUGAUGUUGAUGACACCAAAGAAAUUGAUGAAGAGAAGUUACUUAAAGCUGAAAUUAAGGAAGAUUCUUCUUAAUCAUUAGCUGACUCGGAUAAUUAAUUAAGAUAUAAACAAUCACGGGUCUAACAUUGAUUAACACGUUUUUUUGUACCAAAAAAAACAAGAGAGAAAUCUUAGGAAUUUGUCUUUGUUGCAAGUUGGGGAGGGAGAGGGUAGAAACAGAGGAAUAGGAUGACUUUUUUGUAAUUUUGUUUAAUUUUAGAUCAAAAGUGUUGAAUGUGGAUGAAGGAAUUUAACAACUCUUUGUUUAUAUUAUUUUUUAAAAAAAUCUUGAAAUUUAUCUUCA